AUGCUUAGUGUUUUUACUAAAAAAAAUAGUAAAAAUAACGAAAGAACAACAACUGUAAAUAGAGUCAAAGAGUCCCCCAUUAUAGGGAUCGAUUUGGGCACGACGAAUAGCUGUGUAGCUGUGUUUGAAAAUGGCGAAUCAAAAGUGAUUAAAGACGAUGAAGGGCACGCUACCGUGCCAAGUAUGAUUUCUAUCUCUGGAAAUGAUGUUGUUAGAGGGCAUUCUGCAAAGAAUCAAGGCUUAAUAAAUGCAAACAACACGUUGUUUGCUACAAAACGAUUUAUUGGGCGUAAAUACAAUGAAGUGGCCGAAGAAGCUAAAUCGUUACCUUACAAAGUGGUUCCAGGCCCUAACGGUGAUGCUUGGAUUGAAAUAGACGGAAAGAAAGUCAGUCCGUGCCAGGUUGCCGCUGAAAUUCUGAAAGAAAUGAAGGGUAUCAGCGAGCGAUAUCUAGGAAAAGAGGUUAAAGACGCCGUAAUUACCGUGCCGGCUUACUUCAAUGAAUCUCAACGCCAGGCAACGAAAGACGCAGGAAAAAUAGCUGGGCUAAAUGUUAUGCGUCUUAUAAACGAACCUACGUCGGCUGCGCUUGCUUACGGCAUAAAUUCGUUGAAAAACGAUAAUAAGCCACUUCGCGUAGCUGUAUUUGAUUUGGGGGGCGGGACGUUCGAUAUUUCCAUAUUAGAAAUUAACGGUUCUGUGAUCGAAGUAAAGGCUACAAACGGGGACAGCAGUCUAGGAGGUGAAGACUUCGAUCGACGUUUACAAUCAUAUAUCGAAGAUGAGAUAAAAAAAGAGUUGAAAGUUGACAUUGAAAAAGACGCAACAUUAUUACUACGCAUUCGCGAAGCUUGUGAAACCGCAAAAAAACAGCUAUCUAAAGUUACGAGCGUUGAAAUUUGCAUUCCGUUCAUCAAGACUAAAAAUGACAAGAUGGUUGACUUUAAAAAAGAAAUCACAAGAAAGUUCUUUUCGAAUCUCGUCGCUGAUAUUACUAAAAAAACGGUCGAACCCUGUAUUCGUUGUUUGCAAGACAGCAACUUAGAAAAGUCAGACAUCGACGAAAUUAUUUUAGUUGGAGGCAUGACUAGGUGUCCAGCGGUCUUAGAAACAGUUGAAAAAAUAUUUGGUAAAAAGCCGAUAACAACAGUAAAUCCAGACGAGGCAGUUGCUUUGGGGGCUGCAAUUCAAGGCUCCAUUUUAGGAGGUUCUAACAAGGAAGUAUUGUUACUCGAUGUAGCUCCGUUGUCUCUCGGAAUCGAAACUGUUGGCGGUGUUUUCACGCGAUUGAUAAACAGAAAUACCACUAUUCCCACAGAAAAGUCGAGCAUUUUUUCUACUGCAGUUGACAAUCAAGAACAAGUAUUAAUUAAGAUUUACCAGGGCGAGCGCGAAAUGUCGUCGAAAAACAAAUAUCUCGGCCAGCUAGUUUUGCAAGACAUCCCGAAAGCUCCUAAAGGCGUGCCUCAAAUUCUGGUUAAAUUCAGAAUUGACGCAGACGGUCUUUUACACGUUACAACCUUAGACAAGACGACAAAUAAAAAGCAAGAAAUCGUGAUUGAAGCCAACAGUGGCUUGACCAAAGAAGAAAUAGAUUCAAUGAUACAACAGGCAGAAGAGAUGAAGCAAGAAGAUUUAGACGAAAUCGAAAUUAUGGAUUUACGAUCUAAACUCGAACAGUCUAUCGAACGUGCAGAAAAUUUUAUUGAGAAUGUUCGCGACAAACUAAGCAAGUCGGACAUUGAACGUCUUAAAGACUGCAUCAAGUCUGGUAAAGCCGUGAACGCUAAUUCGAAACCAUCUGAUUACCGGGUCAUGAUCAAACUUUUAAACGAAGUAGUGUCUAAAAUAAUCAGUCGAUUAUGA
Messenger RNA from Dermatophagoides pteronyssinus (European house dust mite), 1866 nucleotides. RefSeq names its product chaperone protein DnaK-like. The record is from RefSeq and is a predicted model, not a curated record. Lineage: Eukaryota; Metazoa; Arthropoda; Arachnida; Sarcoptiformes; Pyroglyphidae.